CUUAAUUGACAGCACCUCCAGCCAAUCGCCGAUGGGGGCGGGCUUAGGUCUCAGAUGUGUUUCCGGGGUCCCACACAUGCACGUGUGGGAGACGUUUGUUUCAUAUCACUUUCCGUACUCAACUGGACAUCAUCACAAACAGCCUCAAGACGUCUCUGCAAGCGAUUUUUCGGUGGAAGAUAAGGAGAGUUUUCCAGAUCCGCACUCUUUUCCACCAGCUACAGCCUUUUAAACAGUAGGUGUCAUAUUUUCUAGCUUUGUGUCAGUUUAUUUCAAUGAUUUACUUUAGAGGAGCUGCUAAGGUCCAAGGGGAUAAUUGACUGAGAGAACACAAAAACUUGGCUCUGAUGGCUGAGUCGGAGGCUGUGUCUAAGCCAACCCUGGUUGGAGAGAAGAGAGGCUGUCUACAGGACAGGGACGAAGAGACACCAACGAAGAAGCCAAAAGUUGAAAGCGAUCGUGAAAAUGGGAAUGCUCCCAACCCAGACGAUGGUGGUAAGGAGGGGCUGGAAGGAGAUGCGUGUGAUGAAGAGGAUGGAGAAAGCUUUGCUGACAUGAUGAAGCAUGGCCUGACUGAGAUAGAUGUUGGCAUCCUGAAGUAUGUCAGUGACCAUGAAGGUUUCUCAGGAAUCCUGAAGGAAAGGUAUUCUGAUUUUGUUGUGAAUGAAAUCAACAAACAAGGAAGGAUAGUACAUUUAGAUGAUCUCUCCAUCCCAACAGACAGUGAGGAAGGAGCAGAAACUGAGGAGCAACCAAGUGAUUGUGAAGUGCUGACUGAGGAGCAGAAAAAGCAGCUCAGUGAGCUGCAGCUCUUCAAGAAUAAAGAAGGAAACGUCUCCAUCGAGAUAAUAGAUGAUACGAAGGAGAAAAGAACGCUUGUCCACAAAGCCAUCAAGAAUCAGUUUCCUGGUCUGGAAACAAAGACGGAAGAGAAAGAAGGUCACAAGUUCAUUGUGGCUUAUCAUGUUGCAGGGAAGAAGGCUUUAGCAGAAGUCAAAACAACUCCAGCUCCAAGGAAACACUUUUGGCCCAAAAAUCGUGGCAGUUACUGCCACUUUGCUCUUUACAAGGAGAACAAAGAUACCAUGGAUGCAAUCAAUGUGCUCUCAAAGUUCCUCAGGCUUCGACCCAACAUGUUCUCCUACAUGGGCACCAAGGACAAGAGGGCCAUCACAGUGCAGGAAAUUGCUGUGCUCAAGAUCACAGCAGAGAGAUUGGCUCACCUCAACAAGUGCCUCAUGAACCUGAAGCUUGGCAACUUCUGCUACAAAAGCCAUCCUCUGAAGCUCGGGGAGCUGCAGGGAAACCACUUCACUGUGGUAAUCAGGAACAUCUCAGGAACAGAUGAGCAGGUCCAACAGGCCAUGACUUCCCUCAAGCAGACUGGCUUCAUCAACUACUAUGGGAUGCAGCGCUUCGGCACCACCGCCGUGCCCACGCAGCAAGUAGGCAGAGCCAUACUGAGAAACGACUGGAAUCAAGUCGUGGAUUUGAUUCUGAAGCCUCGGCCUGGAGCAGAGAAAGUAUACCUGGUUCACUGCAGGGAGGAGUGGGCGAAGAGUCAGGACCCAGAGGCUGCACUGAAAAAGCUGCCAAACAAGCGGUGUGUGGAGGGACAGCUGCUUCGUGGCCUGUCCAUGUAUGGCAAGAAAAACAUCGUCACUGCUUUUGGACAGAUCCCCCGAAACAACCGGCUGAUGUACGUGCACAGCUACCAGAGCGUGGUGUGGAACACCAUGGUGAGCCGCAGGAUCGAAGCCUUCGGCUUGAAGGCAGUGGAGGGGGAUCUGGUUCUCAGAGGACCCAGAGCACACGUCUUGUCUGCAGAGGAGGCCGAGAGUCACUCCAUCCAUGAUAUCGUGAUGCCACUUCCUGGAUAUGAUGUCAUCUACCCUUCCCACCACAUUGGUGACGGAUAUGGAGAGCUGCUCUCUGCAGACGGCCUGGACCUCAACAACAUGAGGCACAAAGUGAAGGACUACUCUUUGGCAGGAGCCUACAGACGCAUCAUCAUCAGACCCACUGAUGUCAGCUGGGAGGUGAUUAACUAUGACAACCCUCGGAUCUCUCUGGUGCACAGUGAUUUUGAGAAAUUGGAGAAUAAACCUGCUCCUGUCUUCAACAAAGAGGGGAAGUAUCGAGCUCUGCGGAUGGAGUUUUCCCUGCCUCCCUCAACCUAUGCUACCAUGGCGAUCAGGGAGGUCCUCAAGUUGGACACCAGCAUCAAAAAACAGACACAGCUCAACACAGUUUGGUUUAACUGAGACCAGAAAAGCUUCGGCCCUGAACUGGACUGCUGCAGGCACAAAUCGAUAUGUUAUGUUUUUUAGAGUUCUGUGUGUCGUGAGAUGUGUAUGUGAGAGAGCAACAACUCAGUUCUCUAUAUGAACUUUACUGUUGUUUCUGUAGAGUGCACAAGGAUGACCAAUAUUCAGUUUUAUGUUUUUACCUUAGAUUUUCAUUUUAAUUUAAGAGAAAGCUUUGCAUUCUGGGUGAUCACAUACCUCUGCUGCUGGUUUGUACAGAAGUGUUGUUUUUAGCUCUUGGCUGAAAAUAGGAGUAAAAUUAAGGAAAUAAAUUAAAGUGACCAACA
Girardinichthys multiradiatus is the source of this 2593-nucleotide messenger RNA. RefSeq names its product pseudouridine synthase 7 (gene pus7). Gene Ontology annotation, cellular component: nucleus. Gene Ontology annotation, biological process: pseudouridine synthesis. NCBI's taxonomy places the organism in Eukaryota, Metazoa, Chordata, Actinopteri, Cyprinodontiformes, Goodeidae. The transcript has 18 exons. The record is from RefSeq and is a predicted model, not a curated record. Gene Ontology annotation, molecular function: RNA binding; pseudouridine synthase activity. The coding region runs from base 348 to 2264 and encodes 638 amino acids.